AGAACCGCGUGUGAUGAAAAAAAAUCUUUAAAAUUAUAAAUAUUAUAAGUGAAAGUGAACCUAUUAUACUCUUGAUACAGUUCUGACUGCAAAAUAUGUACAUUGUUCAUCGACUUAAUGUGAAAUAUCAGCAAUAUUUGUACUCAAAAGCAUAUGACAGCACAUAAUUACCAUCUGUGAAUUUUAACGCAGCUACAGUGAUGUAUGUACAUACAUACAUACAUCUUCAUUCAUGCAUAAAUAUAUGUUGAUGGUUCAUCUCCCAAAAACAUCCAAAGACAACAUUUUAAGUCGACCUAGAUGUAUACCCACAUAGGCGUGCUUUUGCAUGCUUCGUUAUGAAUAUGGUAUUGAACGCUGUUCGACGAGAAAUGAGUUUAAACUGUAUAAUCAAUUGUCUAUUAGAUGGUCAACCCAAGCCGCUAAUAAAGUCGCACAAUAACAAAAAACUGACCGCAAAAAUAUCAUUUUCCCAAAGUGGCCUGUGAGCAUUCAAAAUCAUUUAUAAAAUAUAACCGUACAAUUGUUACUACAUGUCGAAACGAUUGAUAACUUUUAUAAGGUUGUGCUAACGGAUGCACUAAAGUCUCGACGAAACACAAUCCUUGAUUCCAAUAUUGUGCAUUUUAAGCUGCUUGGGACAGUCAACACAAUACGCUUAUCCCUGUGAUUUUGAUAUCGUAAUGAAUUCAGUUAAAGGUGAUAUAAAGAAGCAGCAGGAGACAUAUUGGGUAUCAAAGAGAAAGCUGCUCAAACGGUGCUACGGUCCGUCAGCGGUGUCAAAGUCGGUUAACUGGUGGACUGUCGUCAGCGUCCUACCCAGCCGGAUAAGGAUAAGCUUGGAUAUUUUGCAGAAGGAUUACGUCAAACAGUUCUUUUUCGAAAAGCGCGUUGGGAGCGGAGGAGCCUACGAGAUCUCAAAACAAUAUCGGUUAUCCAGUGCCCUCUCAAACUUUGGAUGAUUAAAGAGCAUUUGGGUUAACAGCCUUGCAGCUUACACCCCUCCUAGGCUCACAUGUUUACAUAGAUAACAUUUUCAGUUGGCUAUCUGAAAAGUAUAUCGCAGAAAUCGCAAUUCAAAUUUUCAGAGCUUCCUCAGGCCUAAAUAAUUGGCGAUCCAGCAUCAACGUCCAUCCUUUCGUUUCCCGGUGGCCAGUUUAAAGGAAAACGAAAAUGAUAUCAGUCAACUUCCCUAGGAUUUCAUGUUGCAUCGCAAUUAAUGAUUGUAAAGUGCAAACGUUUCGCAGCUGACAUUACAGCAACGAAAAUUUCCACAAGCUCUUAAGGAAUGGUCUGCCCUGCUUCCUGCAUAAUAGACAACCCGAACAUAUAAACCUACUUUAUUAUCUGCAAAUUGUUAAUGAGGCUCUGAUUUACCGAGUUCUUUCCUCGUUUAGAACAUGUCUGCUAGCCAAAGUGAAGACGCAGACAAUGCAGCUCUUCGUCCAGAGAUCCUGCAGCUGCAAUCUUUGUCAAACGCCACUGUAAACUCGGGAGAUCUGGCCCCAGAGGAAUACUAUCCCUUUUCACGAAUUGCCACCAAAAACAAUCGCUUAAAGCUUAAUUGGUGGCACUCACCCACACAACUGCAAAAUGUGGAAGCAGCAUUCUUGCAGCCUCAGAAAAGGGAACAAAGAGAACAUAUACAUGACAAUGAAAUCAAUUCCGUGGAUAAUAACAAUACCGUAGUUCAUAGCUGCCUUAACACGCCAACAAAGUUAGUUUCCGUCCUUCAGCGAAGUCAGGCCGAUCGGGAUCAGAGGGAACUGCUCACAGGCAACAAAAAGAACGAGACGUCAUUUGACCCAGGCGUUGAGGAAUUUGAUACGAUGGAUUCUCACCGACUUGUGGAUGAACCGAAAUUAUUGAAUGGUCUAUUAAAUCAAGAUCAGGAGGACCAGAUGAACAUAACCGGAUAUCGACGCUGUUAUGUGCGCAGUAUUCUCUGCUGGCUCUGCAUUGUUCUAACUGGAGGCCUACUACGACUCGUGAUGCACUGGUGGCGCCAUUGGUACUUGUUCGCUACAUGUCAUCAGUGCCCUCUAGAUGAGGCAGAUCAGGUGUUGAUAGUAGAAGACUAUCAGGGCAAGCAUAAGCUGUACCACGUGAAGAGCGUUCGCGUUUUAAAUAUAAAUCAUCUGAAAUCGUUAUUACUAAAGGGAUAUCCAAGAAUUACUGAAGUCGACGAUAAUAAUUUGCAAAUCUCAGUGCAUUUUACAUCAGCCCAGUUCAAAAAUUGUUCGUCACUUCGGAUAUUCCGUUGCAAGCAAUUGGUAUAUGCGUGGGACAGCACACUAAAUUGCUUUAAUAAAGUGAAUGGCCUCGAUCUUAAUGUGCCUUGUUCUUACUACCACCAGCAACGUGGCUUAACAGUGCAUGAGCAGCUAUCCAGGCGCAUAGUUUUUGGUGAAAAUGAGAUAACUGUUCCAUUGCGAGAUGUUAAAACACUACUCUUUCUGGAGGUGCUUAACCCCUUCUAUGUGUUUCAAAUAUUCUCGGUUGUCUUGUGGUUUACCUACGACUACUACUAUUAUGCUUGUGUUAUCCUCUUAAUGUCUAUCUUUGGAAUAACCAUGUCAAUUUUGCAAACAAAAAAGAAUCAAGAUGUACUUAAAAAAACGGUGCACAACACUGGGAAUGCUUUAGUUUUGGACGCAAAGGGUGUUUCCAAAGAGUUUCCAACCCAAACUCUUGUACCGGGUGAUAUAAUUGAAAUACCUUCAUCAGGAUGUACAAUGCAGUGUGAUGCAGUAUUAUUAUCUGGCAACUGUAUUCUAGAUGAAUCGAUGCUUACGGGCGAGAGUGUGCCGGUAACUAAAACGCCUUUGCCUCCAAAGCGUGAUAUGAUUUUUGACAAGAAAGAACAUGCCAGACAUAUACUUUUUUGUGGAACAAAGGUUAUUCAGACGCGGUAUAUUGGAUCUAAAAAAGUAUUGGCUUUCGUGAUUAACACCGGUAACAUAACAGCAAAAGGAGAACUAAUACGGUCCAUUCUUUAUCCGCCACCCGUGGACUAUAAAUUUGAACAAGAUUCAUAUAAAUUUAUUCAGUUUUUGGCAUUAAUUGCUUGUGUUGGAUUUAUUUACACACUAAUAACAAAGAUAUUGCGGGGAACGGAUCCGGUAAAAAUAGCUGUUGAAUCUCUGGACCUAAUUACUAUAGUUGUACCUCCCGCUCUCCCAGCUGCAAUGACUGUUGGUCGCUUUUAUGCACAGAAACGCUUGAAGGCCAACGACAUCUUUUGUAUCUCUCCACGGUCGAUUAACGUGGCAGGUAGCAUUAAUUGCUGUUGCUUUGAUAAGACUGGUACCUUAACGGAGGAUGGGCUGGAUAUGUGGGGUGUGGUCCCUAAAUCGUCCACUAACCAAUUUCAAAUACCAUUAAAGAACGUGAAUCGUCUGCCUUAUGAUCACUUUCUUUUUAGCAUGGUAACGUGUCACUCGAUUACUGUACUUAAUGGUACGUUGAUGGGCGACCCACUGGAUCUUAAAAUGUUCCAGUCAACGGGGUGGAUACUUGAGGACUCAUCAAAUAUACCGGAUAACGAGAAAUAUGGGCUAAUUUAUCCAACCAUACUACGACAACCAAAAGACUUCUCCUCUAAUACUUCGUCACAAACUGAACCAGGAAAUCGACGGCAGUCAUCAGUGGAAGAUCUAUUGGCUAAUGUUGGUCUGUCACAGACUCAGAAAAGCUUUGAUCAUGGGAUUGUUCGAGAAUUCCCAUUUACCUCAAGUCUUCAAAGAAUGUCGGUCAUCACUCGUUGUCUUAGUGCGCAAGGAUUCAAUGUAUACUGUAAAGGGUCUCCGGAAACGUUACAGCAGCUGUGCAGACCUCAGAGCUUACCAGAUAACUAUUCUCAACAGUUGUCGACGUUCGCCAAAAAGGGCUAUCGAAUUAUAGCCUUGGCAUUCAAGGCUCUCGCUCCAAAGAUUAAUUAUACAAAAGUUCAGCGAUAUUCCCGUGAGGAAGUUGAACUUAAUCUAGAGUUUCUUGGCUUUGUUAUCCUAGAGAACCGACUCAAGCCCGAUACCACAACGGUAAUACAUGCACUAAACGCAGCCAAGAUAAGAACGAUAAUGGUGACUGGAGACAAUAUUUUAACUGCCACAAGCGUUGCACGGGAUUGUGGCAUAGUGUCUCCUGAGCAGGCGGUAAUAACAGUGCACGCCGAUCCAGUUGAUGUGGUUUCUCUUACAAAUACACAUGCGCAUAGUAGUAAUACUAGUCCCGGUAUUACGAAAAGCAUAUCCGAACAUAGGGAAUACAACCUUCAGUACACCUUGGACUUGGGGAGCAAAAACUGUGCUUCUCAUUGGAAAUCUAAGUGCAAUGGAACUACUGUAACACAAGAUAUCAACUUGGGUGGUAAUUGUCCUUCAACCCUUUAUCGGUUGAUGUCUGCAAAUUCGUUAGCUAAUGGAUUGAGCACUAGUUAUUCCGAAAGCAUCUUUCCCAACAGUGAUAGCGUGGCUAGUGUAAAGACCGUGGAUACAUGGACCCAUAACGAGGCGAUGGACGUUGACGUGGAGCUCGGAACGGAACUCACACAAGACGAUAACUGGCGGCAUCAUUAUAUAUUUGCCAUGGAUGGUAAAACGUGGCAAAUUGUUAAGGAACAGUUUCCUGAGAAACUAGCGAUCCUUUUAACGCGUGGAGCUAUUUACGCCCGUAUGUCGCCCGAUCAAAAGCAAGCACUGGUAAUGGAACUUCAAAAAUUGGAUUACUGCGUGGCCAUGUGUGGUGAUGGUGCCAAUGAUUGCGGUGCAUUGAAGGUAGCACAUGCUGGCAUUUCGUUAAGUGAGACCGAGUCGUCCAUUGCCUCACCGUUCACUUCGCGUAAUCCCACGAUUGCGGCUGUGCCAAAUGUUAUAAAGGAGGGUCGCGCUGCUUUGGUCACAUCGGUUGGCAUUUUUAAAUAUAUGGCAGCAUAUUCUCUGGUACAGUUUAUAUCUGUGAUGAUUCUGUACUCGAUCGACUCGAAUCUAACAGACAAGCAGUAUCUUUAUGUUGACCUCGGCUUGAUAUCAAUAUUUGCCUUUUUCUUUGGUAAAACUGAAGCGUUUGAUGGCCACCUCGUAAAACAGGUACCGCUUAGCUCGCUGAUAUCUCCCUCGCCAUUAGCGUCGCUCCUAUUGCAUCUGGUCGUAGUGACUGUUUUUCAGGUAGCUGGUUGGUUUCAGCUGCAGCAACAGCCAUGGUUUAAACCAUUUCAAUCAUCAGAUGAAGAUCACCUCGGCUGCUAUGAGAACUACACAAUGUUUGCAAUAUCCAGUUUCCAGUAUAUUAUACUCGCCUUUGUAUUUUCAAAGGGUGCGCCUUAUCGGAAACCCUUGUGGUCAAAUUGGCCACUCUGCUUAACAUUUAUUUUAAACUGUUGCAUCAUAGUCUAUUUGGUUGUUUACCCAAGCGAGUGGGUAGCUAAUUUUUUCCAGCUUAUCGUGCCGCCAGUGAUGAGUUUUCGAUAUAUAAUGCUCAUUUACGGAGCUGCAGCUUUUGUUAUCCAUGUGUUUGUUGAGUCUUUUCUUGUAGAAUACCUAGUAUUUAAAAAAUAUCAAGUGAAGCGAGACCAAAGCUGGUCUAAAUCGAAGCAAGAACACAUGCGCCUGGAGUAUAAUACUACCAAAAAUGAUAACUGGCCACCUAUAACUGAAGUAUAUGAGCCCCACGAGUGUACUGAUUGGGAAGGAGGGCAUCCUACAUAUGUUAGCCUGGGCGCUGAGCAAAGCCUUGAUAUUCAACACAACACCUUUCUAGGAUUUUUUGAUUCGCCGGAUAAUAAUGUUCAUAUAAUAAAACAACCUUCUGUAGAACAGUAACGUUUAACUCCACUCGCAUAUGAAAUUGUACAAAUCUGAUUAGUUUAUCAUACCUCUUUGUAAAUACUUGUGUUUGAAUAAAAAAUUUAAAAUAGGAAUACAUACAUUAUAGUUAACUAUAUAUAAUUGUGUUAGUGGUAGGGAAUUAUUUAUAAGCUACUUUUUUGUCAUAUCUAUUUCAUAAAUGAAGAAUUUGUUCUUGUAUUCGAAGUUGUGAAGGCGCACUGGCGAUAUAUAUAUAUAUAUAGAUAUAUUAUAUAUAUAUAUAUAUAUGUAUAGUUGGUAAUAUAUACUACCUCUGAUUUAGGCCAAAAAGGCACAUUAUAUUUUUUGUAUUAUAAGUAUUAGAAUCGAUGAUUGAAAGGACUUAGAUACGCUUCGAUUGAUUGAAUAAAAUCGUUAUGAACUUA
This is a messenger RNA of Drosophila guanche, 6229 nucleotides long. It is a transcript of the gene anne, whose product is annotated as probable cation-transporting ATPase 13A3. The record is from RefSeq and is a predicted model, not a curated record. Gene Ontology annotation, cellular component: membrane. Gene Ontology annotation, biological process: polyamine transmembrane transport; intracellular calcium ion homeostasis. The transcript has 9 exons. Lineage: Eukaryota; Metazoa; Arthropoda; Insecta; Diptera; Drosophilidae. Bases 1401 to 5819 code for a protein of 1472 amino acids. Gene Ontology annotation, molecular function: ATP hydrolysis activity; P-type ion transporter activity; ATP binding.